This is a messenger RNA of Metopolophium dirhodum (rose-grain aphid), 494 nucleotides long. RefSeq lists its product as uncharacterized. The transcript has 2 exons. The record is from RefSeq and is a predicted model, not a curated record. The coding region runs from base 1 to 444 and encodes 147 amino acids. Lineage: Eukaryota; Metazoa; Arthropoda; Insecta; Hemiptera; Aphididae.
AUGUAUACAGAACAUUUUAGCGAAUCAAUUGAUAUAAGACCGUCUUUUUCAAAAACAAAACCUGGAUCAAAACGUUCGGCAGAAAAAACAAGUGCAUCAUACAGAGAUAAUAUCAGCGAACGCUUGAGAUCAGAAGAUUUUGAUGUUGAAGUAUUUAAUUCGCUAACAUUCAGACAAGGAGAUGGCGUUGUGACAAUAAAGACGCCUUUUGAAGAAAACGGAAAGGAUCUUUGGGUGCUAAGUCAUUAUAAGGUUACUAACAUCGAGAAUGUACCAGUAAAGGACAGAUGGAAGUUCAGUGAAGCUACUGUUAGAUUGUACACGACCGACGAAUCAAAAGAUCAAACACUUCAUACUGGUCUUAAUGAGACAAUGCAAAUUAUAUUUGAUAAAUUACUAACCGAUCCAAAGCGUCAAACUAUUAAAAGCAAGACGGUUGUUUGAUUAUUAUACGGAAAAAUGAGUUUCAUUUAAUAAAACAAAAUAUUAUUAUA